CGCUGGGUGCCCGGUGCCAGACUGGAGCAGCAGGUCCAUUACGAGCCUUUAGCGAGAAUCCAUCCGCCGCCCGUCGGGGGAGUGCGAAGUUCCUCGCGUUUGGAGACGGAGUUUAUCAUUAUUAGAUCACUGUUGCUCAUCAUUAUCAACGUUUCAUUUCUUUGAGGACAUUCGGCAGAUCAUUAUUGUCUUUUUCCCGAGUUGGAUCGCUUUCAUCUUCUUCUACUAUCUACUUUUUGUUCUGUACGCAGAGUCGUGUUUCAGGACAGAUAUUCUCUGGUGCGUCAAAGCUGCGCGGUUCCCUUUUUGAUUGGCUAGAUUUUACUGCGAUCAUGUGUGACUUUCCGUGGUAAGAACGGGGGACGCCCGCUCUGUGAAACGGCGCUGGACGGAUGGAUGGAUGGAUGUGUCCGAUCUAGGGCGCACUGGAAUAAUACAGUGAAGCAGCAGAGGAUCAGUGCUCUGCUCGGCUCUUUUUGUCUGGAGUUCAUCCUUUUUUGCCAUCUCUGGAAUUGUUGCAUUUAGUGGUGGGAACGUGCAGCAUUUCUUCCUCGGGCUUUGAUCACCUGCUAUGUGUCUGGUGUGGAAAAUACCUGGUGGAAGGUGUGCAGCGGGAUCCAGUCUGGAAGGACAGGACAUCUGCAGUUACUAAAGCUCCGUUUCUUAUUUAUCUCCUUUUUUUUUAAUCUGUGCGUAAUGCACGUGGAAUGAAGACAGAGGAUGGAUAUAAUUUGGGAACUAUUGAUCAUUCUCCAAGCCAAUUUCAUUGUCUGCAUAUCAGCACAGCCGAAUCCACCGAAAAUUCACGAAGGAUGGUGGGCGUACAAGGAAGUUGUGCAGGGGAGCUUUGUUCCAGUGCCGUCGUUCUGGGGGCUGGUAAACUCGGCCUGGAACCUGUGCUCGGUGGGGAAGAGGCAGUCACCAGUCAACAUCGAGACCAGCCACAUGAUCUUUGACCCCUUCCUCACGCCCAUAAAGCUGAACACAGGUGGACGCAAGGUGGGAGGGACGAUGUACAACACGGGUCGCCAUGUCUCUCUGCGACUGGACAAGGAGCAUCUGGUUAACAUCUCUGGAGGGCCGAUGACCUACAGCCAUCGUCUGGAGGAGAUCCGGCUACAUUUUGGCAGCGAGGACGGCCAGGGCUCCGAACACCUUCUGAACGGACAGGCCUUCUCUGGAGAGGUUCAGCUGAUCCACUACAAUCACGAGCUGUACACAAAUUAUACAGAAGCUGCUAAAAGCCCCAAUGGACUGGUCAUAGUGUCUAUAUUCAUGAAGAUUGCUGAGACAUCAAACUCAUUCCUGAAUCGAAUGCUGAACAGAGACACCAUCACAAGAAUAACAUAUAAAAAUGAUGCCUAUCUGCUAACCGGCCUGAACAUCGAGGAGAUUUACCCGGAGACGAGUAGUUUUAUCACAUACGAUGGAUCGAUGACCAUCCCUCCAUGCUUUGAGACGGCCACAUGGAUCCUGAUGAACAAGCCGGUGUACCUCACACGCAUGCAGAUGCACUCCUUGCGACUGCUGAGCCAGAACCAGCCGUCUCAGAUCUUCCUGAGCAUGAGUGACAACGUUCGCCCGGUCCAGCAGCUGAACAACCGCUGCAUUCGCACCAAUAUCAACUUCAGCAUGCAGGGCAAAGACUGCCCCAACAACAGGGCUCAGAAGCUCCAGUACCGAGUGAACGAGUGGUUGCUAAAGUAGCCUCCCUUGGAUGAGCAUGGAGAUGAGAUGGAGAGCGGGAGCGGGACGAGGCGAGGGACAGGAGGGGAGGAUGGAAAGAUGUGAAACCGGGCUUGAGGCUGCUUCUCAUCUAAGAUUAUUUCAUGGCAUUGUAUAAAGACAAACAACACUGGACAUUAUACAAAUUAAGGAACUUUGCAUUGCAAGCAAAGAGAUUCUUCUUUUCAUACAUUGAGAACAGUUUGAACCCUCGAUCUAACACAUGCUAACAAGCCCUUUCCCCCACUGUACAACUAUAUCUAUACAGACAUUUUGAUACCAAUACUUUUUUGGGAGAAAACCAAAAAAAGACACUUGGAAACAAGCUAAAAAAAUAACUUGGAAGCAUUUAUUUGAUAGCCUCCCAACCAAUAGGACAAUGUUGGACUUUAAAGCCUUUGUACAUAAAGAUGUUGCUAUCAGUGGGAAAAUCCAAGGACUAAGUCACUGCCCCCAUCCCUCCAGUCAAGACGAAGUGGUCACCAAGACUCACGCAGACUUUUCAUUACAGUCACCAACAAGGCAUGCAAUCAGCAAAAGCAACAGAGAGGGAGCACAGCCUUACCUUGUCAUUUUCCAAAACUAGAGUCAUGUCAUGGAAGACGAGUAAAUAUUUACAGGCUUUCUUAUGGCCUCAGAGCAACCAGUGUCUUGGCCUCGUUUGUACAUAUUAUAAUUAUCAAUACUGCAGAAAAAUGAAUAUGUAAAAAAAAAAAAAAGAAGUAAUGAAUUAACAUUCAAAAAUAUAUUAAGAGGAUUUUAAAAAAAGUUCAAAAGUUGAGAAUUUUAAAAAGCUUAGCACACUUUGAAUUCUGGAGCAGUUCUAAGUCUGAGCUGAUGCCUUUUUCUGUUUUAUUGUUUACAAUGGUCAUACACUGUGUUUGAGUAAUGUUAUCAGCCCAAUAAAUGUGUCUGGAAAGUUCACUUUGGAAAAUGCUUCACUAUAUGAGGAUCUGACUUAUUGUACCUGUACCUGUUUUGUACUGUUCCAUAUUAAAUGUGUUGAUAUGUCAA
This is a messenger RNA of Siniperca chuatsi (mandarin fish), 2739 nucleotides long. RefSeq names its product carbonic anhydrase Xa (gene ca10a). The record is from RefSeq and is a predicted model, not a curated record. The coding region runs from base 721 to 1707 and encodes 328 amino acids. The transcript has 10 exons. NCBI's taxonomy places the organism in Eukaryota, Metazoa, Chordata, Actinopteri, Centrarchiformes, Sinipercidae. Gene Ontology annotation, molecular function: zinc ion binding; carbonate dehydratase activity.